UGGGCCGUGGUGACGACGAUGUUUGAGCCUACUGUACUUGUGAAGCAACUUGCAGGGAUGAAAAAUUGGUGUGUGGUGGUUGUCGGGGAUAAAAAGUCCCCACCCACUUAUGAUAUCCCAAGUGACAACCUAGUAUUUUUGAGUCCAGAAGAGCAAGAAGCAUUGCCGUACCACAUCAUCCCUCUCCUAAGAUGGAACCACUUCGGUCGUAAAAACAUUGGCUUUCUUUAUGCCAUGCACCACGGCGCCGAAAUGAUCUAUGACACGGACGACGACAACAUCCUCAAAGUUGAUAGCGAAGGCAAUCCUUUCAUACCUGAUUUCAGCCUGGGCGAGCUUGCUACGUCGAAGGAUGUUGUGCGACCUGGUCAGUCCCACGUCUAUAAUCCCUACCCGAGUUUUGAUAGCGUGAACGUGAAGGAUGGGAGCCCUGCUUUCGUGUGGCCGCGUGGUUUUCCUGUGGAUCUCAUCACUGAUGCAAGCACCUGGAACGUCAGUCGCGGGGUGGAGGAAGGGACCCACGAAGGAGGAGUAAUUACCAUCGUGCAGAGCCUGGCCGAUCACGAUCCUGAUGUUGACGCCUUAUACCGUCUGACGAGUCACCUCCCCUUGAGUUUCCGCUCGGGAGGAAGGGCCAGAUUCGAGGUCAUUCCCCCGGGUGUUAUGACCCCUUUCAAUGCCCAGGCAACGGUCUUCGGCAAGGCCGCUUUCUGGGGUAUGCUCCUUCCCAUCACCGUGCAUGGGAGAGUGUCGGACAUUUGGCGCUCGUACAUUACCGGGAGGAUCAUGUGGGAAGCAGGGCAACGGGUGGCGUUUGCUUCACCGUUUGUCACGCAGUGUCGUAACCCCCACAGCUACCUGGCUGACUUCGACGCCGAGAGCGAUCUCUAUGAACGGGCGGGCGCCCUCGUGUCAUGGCUACUUAAAUGGCGCCCAGUCUCCCCCUACCUGGAAGGCAUGAUAGAGGAGAUGGCGGUAGCCAUGUACGAGAUGGAUUUCUUGCACGACCCUCUGGACGUGGACCUGGCAAUCGCCUGGAUCGAGGACCUUCGAGGCAUAGGAGUCGCUAUGCCCAACACACUAUCUCAGUCCGAUAGAGGCUAUCUUAGUCUCUAUGCCAAUAGAACGGACGGGCCUUUAAAGAUUAUCAAGAGCGAUAGAACCUGCGAGCAAGCCAGCGUAACUGAAUCUUCUCUCUGGGCGCUCCCUACCUCACCAACCCCCAAAGCAAGGAAACCCGUUGCCCUCAUGGUCAUGACAAAAGAUGACAUGAACCUCCUCUCGCGCUUCCUCGCAUACCACGGCGAUGUCUUUGGCUUUGAGAACAUUUACGUCUUCGACGGCAGCAUCGGUCCACAAAAGGCGUACCUAGACUCCAUUGCAGCGUUGUACCCUAUCCACGUCAAGCACAGCCUGGUGGACCUGAAUGGAAUCACCCAAGAGCUAGCACAAUGGAUCGACGAAAUCAAAGAUGGAUAUGAAUGGAUUUUCAAGGUGGAUACGGACGAGUUCUUGGUUGGCAAAGGCGGCGGAGACGAUGGGCCAGCAUUGACAAAUCCAGCACUUCUGCUCCCGGCGUCCAAUGCAUGGAACGCCACCUUAAGAGUGGAUCAUAUAUACAUUGCCGCCCCCGUGACAAGCGGAUCACCGACAGAGAGUGAGCGUUCCUCGAGCGUGCAGGCAAAAAAGUUCAAGCAGUUCUACAGCGGGGAGAAAUUUCAACCUAACUACUUCACUCUUGGAAGCCACGCAGGGGGUCUAUCACCAGUAGCGCCAGGUAUUGCCUUUGUGCAUUACCAUAGUCGUAGCUUUGAGGAUAAUGUGCGAGUGGCUACACAGACGCUUUUGGGACAUGGCUAUGUGAAGGCCACGGAUAGCAAGGAGGAAAUGAUCGAAAAGCUCAAGAAACUGGACGAGCGGCCCUCGUGCCGUCGAAAUUCUUGCCAUAAGAUCCCGAUUGUGCUUGAUGCCCUCACGAAGUACGAGGAGACGCAGCAAAAUUUUUAUGAGAACUCCAAGGCAUGGCCGACGAACCUGGUGGGGUUUCGGGAGCAUCUGCGUAAGAUAUUUGCAAAGUACCCAUCCAUAGUGAUUGAUUGAUCACGAGUCCGAGGCAAAAGAAGGGUGUUAUGCAUACAUUGGUAUUAAAAAU
This is a messenger RNA of Nannochloropsis gaditana CCMP526, 2152 nucleotides long. RefSeq lists its product as uncharacterized. The transcript is spliced from 4 exons. The record is from RefSeq and is a predicted model, not a curated record. The coding region runs from base 19 to 2100 and encodes 693 amino acids.